This is a messenger RNA of Brienomyrus brachyistius, 1912 nucleotides long. Its product is annotated as tumor necrosis factor receptor superfamily member 11B-like. NCBI's taxonomy places the organism in Eukaryota, Metazoa, Chordata, Actinopteri, Osteoglossiformes, Mormyridae. The transcript is spliced from 5 exons. The coding region runs from base 86 to 1306 and encodes 406 amino acids. Gene Ontology annotation, molecular function: protein binding. The record is from RefSeq and is a predicted model, not a curated record.
CUUCCCUUUUCCCUAACUAUAAGUUUGGUAUGGAAACGGGCUGGUUGAAACGGACAUCAGUCAGGGGGAAAAUCGUUUUGCUAAUAUGAGUUCGGCAUCUGCCAUGCAGCUACACAUUCUGCUCGCCUCCUCUUUCGUCUGGGCUGCCAGCCACCAGCAGCCUCCCACGUACCACUUCCGUGACCCCGUGAGCCAGCAGGUGCUGGUAUGCGAGCAGUGUCCCCCCGGCACGGCGGUGCGGAGCCACUGCAGACCGGGCCGGCCCACGGAGUGUGCACCGUGCCCGGCCAGCCACUUCUCCGAACACUGGCACUGGGGAGAUUCGUGCCGGCACUGCACGGCUGUCUGCAAGGAACGCCAGCUGGUCGAGAGGGAGUGCAACGGCACGCACGACCGGCUCUGCAAAUGUGUGCCAGGGCACCACCUAGAGGUGGAAUUCUGUGUGCGACACUCAGCCUGCCCCCCCGGGUCUGGGGUGGUCCUGCCUGGCUCUCCGGAGCGGAACACUGUUUGUGAGAAGUGUCCCAAGGGAUAUUUUUCCAGCGUGGCCUCGGCUGUGGAGGCCUGCAUCCCGCACCAGGACUGCAGUGCCCUGGGGAUGCGGACGCUGAGGGUCGGGACAGCGGCCCGGGAUGCCAUGUGCGAGCGGGGAGAUGAGUGCUUCCCAGGACAUGCCAUGUGCCAUACCGGCACACUGCUGUGUGAAGAGAUCAUCUUCCAGUUCCUGGGUUCGAAGCAGCUGUCUACGCUGCAGUUGGACUCCCUGUCGGACCAGCUGCCGGGCAGGAAGGUGGACCGGCGGAGCGUGGAGCGAAUAAAGAAGGCAUGCGGUGCCCAGCAGGGGGUGCUGCUGUUGCUCAGGCUAUGGAGGGAGCAGAACCGUGAUCAGGAGAGGCUCUUCGGCAUUAUCGGAGGUGUGAGCCGCUGUCACAGGAUGUUGUCAAGAUGUGCAAGCCCCAGCAACGUCACCCCGCAGGACCUGCGGAGCGUCGCAGACAGCCUGCCGGGAAACAAGGUGGAGGACAAGGACUUCCAGCAAGUGGUGCAGUCGUGCCGGCCACGGCAGCAGCUGCUGCAGAUCCUGUACACGUGGAGGAUCCACAACAUGGAGCAGGACGUAGACAAGGCGCUGGGGCACAGCCUGCGCAGGCUGCGCAGCCGUGACGUGCCACGGAACCUGCUCAAGUCACUCAAGAAUGUCAGCAAGAUCCUUAGCGGCUUCUUCACGGAGAAGACGUACGAGAAGCUUUUCUUCGAUAUGCUCAAGGUUAGCAAGGGCCUCACGUCCCAACCUACCGAUGACUAGGCAGGAGGCAGAUGAACAGUCACCCGAUGUAAGGCUGCCUUAUGAGCUGAUCGGCACUUCGCCGUAAUAUCUCAGUGUAUAUUUGGACUGCAAAAUAAAUAAAUUAAUAAACAAACAAACAAACAACAAUAAAAAAUGGUCUAGUAAACAUGCAAUGUGGUGUUACAUUAAUGUACAUAAAACUGUAAUUUAUUUCAUUUUUUAUGUUGAUGUUUCAAAAAAUAUAUAUGACAUUAAGUUUUCGCUUAAUGGCCACUGAAAUACAAGAAUAUUUUCUCCCAGUUCAGUUUUUUAUAAUUAUUAUUAUUUAUAUCCGGACAGUUGGUACAAUUAUGUCCAUUUUGUACAAUAAACAUACUGCACUCGCCGAUUCCAGAAUAAUUUAUUUGCACAUAGCAAGUUAUUUUUACUGAGCAAAAUAUCUGUAAUUAUCAUUUACACAAUUUCAUUUUUAAUUAGAUAACUGUACAUCAGCAACAACAUAAAUUUCGACAACUCAUCAAAUUAGUUAAUAUAGGCAGAGUUCAUGACCCAUGUGUAACCAAUCUGUAUGUUUUGUAAGCAUAUAAAUGACAUUUUUAUUUCAAAAUAAAAUUGCUUCAUUGA